AGUCUGAGUCUCAUUUCCAGCACUGUGAAAGGAAGUGAUUACUAACUGGACCUACAAAGUCAUCUGUUUAACUUUAAAGAAACUGGAAAUCAGGGUGUGAUUAAUUUUACCAAGGUGAAAGUGAAACUCUGAGCAUUUGGACUGGAGAGAACAACAACAGCAAGAAAAUAAAAUGGCUUUGAAGUUUUCAGAGGAGGAUUUGUCCUGUCCUGUGUGCUGUGAAAUCUUCAAAGAUCCUGUUGUUCUGCACUGCAGUCACAGCGUGUGUAAAGUGUGUUUGCAGCAGUUCUGGGAGCUCAAAGGAUCCAGAGACUGUCCAGUUUGUAGGAGAAAGUCAUCUGUGUCUGAACCUCCCAUAAGCCUGGCCUUAAAGAACCUGUGUGAGACUUUCUUUCAGGAGAGAAGUCAGAGAUCUUCAUCAGGAUCUGAAACAGUCUGCAGUCUACACAGUGAGAAACUCAAACUCUUCUGUUUGGAUGAUCAACAGCCGGUGUGUGUGGUGUGUCAGACUGCAAGAAAACACACCAACCACAAAUUCUGCCCCAUUAAUGAGGCAGUAACAGACUGUAAGGAGGAGCUUAAAAUUGCACUGAAGCCCCUACGGGAGAAACUGAAGAUCUUUAAAGACUGUAAACUGAACUGGUGUCAGACUGCAGAACAUAUAAAGAUUCAGACGCUACACACAGAGCAUCAGAUUAAGGAGGAGUUUGAGAAGCUUCACCAGUUUCUACGAGAUGAAGAGGCAGUCAGGAUCACUGCACUGAGAGAGGAAGAAGAGCAGAAGAGUCAGUUGAUGAAGGAGAAGAUUAAGAAGCUGAACAGAGACAUAUCAUCUCUUUCAGACAAAAUCAGAGCCAUAGAAGAGGAGAUGAGAGCUGAAGACAUCUCGUUCUUACAAAACUACAAGGCCACAGUGAAAAGAGCCCAGAGCACACUGCAGCAUCCAGAGGAGCUUUCAGGAGCACUGAUCCAUGUGGCAAAACAUCUGGCUAACCUGAAGUUCAGAGUCUGGGAGAAGAUGCAAUACACUGUCCAAUACACACCUGUAAUUCUGGACCCCAACACUGUUCAUCCUAAACUCAUUAUAUCUGAUGAUCUGACCAAUGUGAUAUGCAGUGAUGAGAAACAGAAACUUCCUGAUAAUCCAGAGAGAUUUGAUGACUGCUGGUGUAUCCUGGGCUCUGAGGGCUUUAACUCAGAAACACACUGCUGGGAUGUUGAAGUUAGAGACUGUACAGACUGGAUUGUGGAUGUGAUGACAGAAUCUGCUCAGAGGAAUGAGAAUGUAUUCUCCAGAAGUGGUAUCUGGUAUGUGUGGUAUUAUGAUGGUAAAUAUUUCGCAGGUUCUACACCACAUCCAGUCACUCUCCUCCCAGUAGCACAGAAACUCCAGAGGAUCAGAGUGCAGCUGGACUGGGACAGAGGAACGCUAUCAUUCUCCAACCCUCUGACUAACACACACAUACACACUUUCACACACACAUUUACUGAUAAAUUACUGCCAUUCCUACGUGUAACUGGUAAAGAAUCUUCUCUCAAGAUCCUCCCACUUCACUAGUCUGCAAAAGUGAAUCAGAUCAGUUAAUGCUGACAUUGGUUUUAUUCCAGUUCAUUUUUUGUACAUAUGUGAACUAGUGAUGCGCAGAUGAUGCAUCAUCAGGUGUAUGACGCAUUCCACUACCUGUGUUGGAAAAAGUGUUGCUGUUUUGGUGUCAUAAAACACCAACAUCUUGUGGAUUGCAAAAAUAAUAGCAGGUGGCCUUAAUGAAUAACAUUGAAGUACCUUUAAUUUUGAGA
Molecule: messenger RNA, 1797 nt
Organism: Neoarius graeffei (lesser salmon catfish)
Lineage: Eukaryota; Metazoa; Chordata; Actinopteri; Siluriformes; Ariidae
Product: E3 ubiquitin-protein ligase TRIM35-like
Exons: 6
Coding region: 173-1558 (461 amino acids)
Molecular function (GO): zinc ion binding; protein binding
Source: RefSeq, a predicted model, not a curated record